Messenger RNA from Hyla sarda, 538 nucleotides. RefSeq names its product apovitellenin-1-like. Gene Ontology annotation, cellular component: chylomicron. The record is from RefSeq and is a predicted model, not a curated record. The transcript has 3 exons. Gene Ontology annotation, biological process: lipid metabolic process. The coding region runs from base 22 to 333 and encodes 103 amino acids. NCBI's taxonomy places the organism in Eukaryota, Metazoa, Chordata, Amphibia, Anura, Hylidae. Gene Ontology annotation, molecular function: enzyme inhibitor activity.
UUUUACAGCGGGGAUACAACCAUGCGCCUGCCGGUUAUUGCAGCAAUCUGUAUUCUUCUCCUUCUGUCCUAUGGAGUUAAUGGGAAAUCCGUCACCAAGAGACAUGUGCGCCGGGACUGGUUGAUCAUUCCAGAUACGGUGGCCUUCUAUAUCUAUAGCGCUGUGAAUUAUGUCUCUCCAGAAGCUGGAAAGACCCUAAUGGAUCUUUUUGAAAAUUCGCUGGUUCAAAAAAUACGGGGCUUUUUAAAAGAAAAAACAUCUGAACUUUCCCUAGAAGCUGAGAAACUGUAUAAGACAAUCCAGAUACUAUCAGAGUUCCUGAAUGAUAAGUAGUGAUGCACAAUGAUAAUGGACAACCACCGGCCGGUCAUCAGACACAGCUGCAAACAUUUUACUUUUUGGGUAUCCCGUAUUUCCCCACGAAUGUCUAUGGAAGGGCUGGUAGAAGGGGGGUGACCAUGGGGGUAUCAGGAUGAAGAAUUAAUAUCAAUGUUAACAACACUUGGAGAUCUAUAACCCCGAUUCAUUAAAGUUAUCA